GAGAGAGGGAGAGCAUUUCCAUGCGUGAGAGUUCAAACGUUUUGGGAACACCAACGUAACGAAUUAAAAACAGAAGGACAAAUCACAUGGGACUAAACACAACACACACACAAGCGAGAGAGAAAGGGCAGCUUAAUCUCAACAAUUUCUCACACCCGUUACGCUAAUUAGGGUUCUUAAUUCCCUGAUCCCCCAUCUCUCCAUAGCUCCCAUAACUCUGUUUUCCCUCUGUUUCUGCAACAAAACCCAUCUGGGUCGGUUUUGUUUCUGGAAAUUGUGAGGUGGGUGCGAUAGGAGUUUUUGUGGGUGCGUUUGUGAUCUGGAUCUCUUUUAAUUGAGUGAUCUGGGUCUGAGAUGGAGGAGUCUUGGCUGUGCCAGUGGAGCGUCAUUAGAUCUCUCCUCGCAAUUCUUCAGUGGUGGGGUUUUAAUGUCACCGUAAUUGUCAUGAACAAGUGGAUCUUUCAGAAACUGGAUUUUAAGUUUCCCCUAACGGUGUCAUGCAUUCAUUUCAUAUGCUCGGCCAUUGGAGCAUACAUCGUAAUCAAGGUUUUGAAACUUAAACCACUAAUAACAGUUGACCCUGAAGAUCGCUGGAGAAGAAUAUUUCCCAUGUCAUUUGUGUUCUGUAUUAACAUAGUGUUGGGCAAUGUGAGCUUACGUUACAUUCCAGUUUCCUUUAUGCAGACCAUAAAGUCGUUCACUCCUGCAACAACAGUUGUUUUGCAGUGGCUGGUAUGGAGAAAGUACUUUGAUUGGAGAAUUUGGUGUUCUUUGAUACCCAUUGUUGGAGGAAUUCUACUUACCUCUGCUACAGAGCUUAGUUUCAAUAUGUUUGGAUUUUGUGCUGCCUUAUUUGGUUGUCUCGCUACUUCCACAAAGACGAUCCUUGCAGAAUCUCUUUUGCAUGGAUACAAAUUUGACAGCAUAAACACGGUGUACUACAUGGCACCUUUUGCGACUAUGAUCUUGGCUGUACCUGCAAUGCUACUCGAAGGUAAUGGGGUUAUUGAAUGGCUUCACACCCAUCAGACUCUUGUUCCAUCCCUCGUCAUCAUUUUCAGCUCCGGGGUAUUGGCGUUUUGUCUCAACUUCUCCAUAUUUUACGUGAUUCAUUCUACAACCGCCGUAACAUUCAAUGUUGCUGGAAACCUCAAGGUAGCUGUUGCCGUCCUUGUGUCAUGGAUGAUAUUCAAAAACCCAAUUCCAGCUUUGAACGCCGUUGGUUGUGGAAUAACGCUUUUGGGAUGUACAUUCUAUGGGUACGUGAGGCACCUGAUCUCCCAACAGCUGCCUGGAACUCCUCGAACGCCACGGACUCCACGGGGUCGUAUGGAGCUGCUUCCCCUCGUAAAUGAUAAAUUAGAUGACAAGGUCUAGUGGUUCAGUCCACGUGAUUGAGAUUGCUGGGAGCCGGAAAAUGAUUUAUAGGAAACACAAAGAACUUACUAUUCACUUCUAGUCUAUGUAAUUCUGCUUCAUAUCACUUGAAUUUUUUUUUUAAUAUAUGGUUCUGUUUUUCCACAACCUCCGCCACCCCGGUUCAAAAUUAUUUCGUGUUUAGAUUGAUAAAAUGCAAUGGAAUAAAGUAGUGUUAUAGUUAUAAUGCUAUAUGUUAUAUAUAUUUUGUGAUAA
Molecule: messenger RNA, 1632 nt
Organism: Malus domestica (apple)
Lineage: Eukaryota; Viridiplantae; Streptophyta; Magnoliopsida; Rosales; Rosaceae
Product: UDP-galactose transporter 1
Cellular component (GO): Golgi apparatus
Molecular function (GO): UDP-glucose transmembrane transporter activity; UDP-galactose transmembrane transporter activity; antiporter activity
Source: RefSeq, a predicted model, not a curated record